AAUUGACUGCGGUUUAGGCUGUCCCUCCAUUGUUUUUUCCUGUUUUAAUUUCAGAGAGUCAGUUCUUGUGCUCUUCAAGCUUCUGGCUUGAUAUUGUUUUUCUCUUGUUGGUCGCUCAAUAUAUAAUCUUUACCUUCUCAAAAAUAAAAUAAUGCAUGCAUGUUUACAUUCGCCAGAUCAGUCUCUUCAAUUCCCAACCCUCGUGAAUGGUAAUUAAUUAAUUAAUGAAGAGUUGAUCAGAGCUGGCUAUCAUACAUUACGAUGGAAACUGAUGAUCAAGAUUUGGUGACCGUGGAGGAGGGAAGGGGAACACCAAAAGCAGAAGGAAAUAGCGUUACGGCUGCUUCGUCUCUCCAUGCACCCUCUCGUAUUUACAACCAACUCUUGGAGUGUAUGUCCAUAAUGGAGGAAGGCACCAACCACAAAGAUCUUUCACCGAAGAAGCCCCAAAUACAGAAGGUUCCUCCGUCGAUGCGGCGGAGGAAGGACAACGAUAUCUACUUCGACCCAGCUGUGGUGUCCCUCGGCCCUUACCACCACGGCAAACCCCAACUGAGAGCUGCAGAAGAGCUUAAGCCCCGAGUGGCUUUCGAGUUCGUCGCCAACAGCCGGCAUCGCCCCGAUGAGUACUACAGCAGGGUCUCAGAGGUCUUAGAAGAGGCAAAGAGUUGCUAUCUCGACAAAUUGAUCAAGGACUGGGACGACGAUGCCUUCCUGAAGAUGAUGUUCCUCGAUGGCUGCUUCGUUUUGCAUUUUCUGAUUGAUGUUGGUGUAUUCCUCGAGCAUUUGGGUUGGAAGAGUGCGUCUGAAAUUCGAAUGGACAUUAUUUUGCUGGAGAACCAGCUCCCCUUCGUAGUUCUCCGAGUCCUCCUGGACAUGAAAUUCUCAGAACCAGGUCAAGAUGGAGGGGAAGAACUCAUCAAUUUCAACCUUGAUCUUUUUCUUACAUCCUGCGAGGCAACAAAGACAACAAAGGCAACAUGGCGGGGAAAAGGUGAUCAACAAUACCUUCAUCUCCUGCAAGUUGCCCGAUCGAAAUUGUUCUUAGCUAAAAAAACUAAAAGUGCUAAAACCGAAGGAACUAAAAUUUGGGCAAAGAGAGAUUUUGUCCGCAAGGUCACUUUUUUCGUUCUGCAACCGAAAUCAAAUCAAAGGGGAUCCAUUGCAAGCCCAGUGACACAAGUUUCUUGAAUGAUAUCAGUUUUGUUUCUCACUUCUUUUAUGGUAAACUAAAGCUUCCAAACAUAAAAUUUAACAGAGGCGACAAGCAUAUUUUUAUGAACAUGAUGGCUUAUGAAGCAGCCCCAAAUACGUUUACUAGGCAUGAAGUUUCAACCUACAUAUAUUUUAUGGAUCGUUUGAUUGACGGAAUCGACGAUGUAAGAGAGUUGCGAUCCCAAAAAUUAUUGCACCACCACCUAAGUAGUGAUGAAGAGGUGGCAAAAAUGAUCAAUGAUAUGGGAGCAGAGGUAACUCUAGCCUUUGAUAGUUUUCAAGAAGUUGAGGACAAAAUCCAAAAUCACUACGACAUGAGGAUUAACACAUGGAUUACUCAAAUGAUACAUGACCAUUUUAGUACCCCUUGGACUAUGGUUGCUUUCUUCUUUGCAAUUUUUGUUAUUAGUUUAACUAUUGCCCAAACCUAUUUUGCAAUUUAUCCUCGUUCUUAAUGUAUUGACUAGUCAUACUAUGCAUGUACAUAAAGUGAAAAGAUAGAGGUUGAGCA
Malania oleifera is the source of this 1726-nucleotide messenger RNA. RefSeq lists its product as uncharacterized. Lineage: Eukaryota; Viridiplantae; Streptophyta; Magnoliopsida; Santalales; Ximeniaceae. The coding region runs from base 262 to 1191 and encodes 309 amino acids. The transcript has 2 exons. The record is from RefSeq and is a predicted model, not a curated record.